This is a messenger RNA of Lachancea mirantina, 1131 nucleotides long. NCBI's taxonomy places the organism in Eukaryota, Fungi, Ascomycota, Saccharomycetes, Saccharomycetales, Saccharomycetaceae. The record is from the annotation of a GenBank genome assembly.
AUGAGAACAUUGGAAGAGUUUCUCGACAGUACAGAUCGAGAGAUGCAAAUAGAUACUGGGGUGAGAACGGGAGCACUUCAAUCCCCUCUUGAAAAUUCACCGCCUUUUCCCACUGCACAAACAGCGCAGAGACGGUCCUGGACCGUUUCACAUACGACACCAAGCCGAGCCAGUGAAAGGGAUCAUCCGUUGAAAGAUACGCCACCUGGAGUAGUUAGUGGGUCAGGCGGAUCUGGUGGUCCUGCGGUCAAAUUUGGUCGUUCCAAUACACUUAAACGGAAGUCACUUCUACAGCCCAUCAUUUCACCUUCACCGCACAACAAACCACAGGAACAUAAAGUUCAGUUGAGAGCAAGAUCCGGUAGUAAUGCCUCGAGGAGGUCGCGUACCAGUAGCUUACACUCAGAUGAACUGCCGUCAGAACCAGAUGUGAGCACACUUUUACAAGUCUUGGCCAGUAAGGAACAAGAAUUGCUUGAGGCCAAGCGCAGGAUCGAAGAAUUGAAGAAAUCGCUCUUUCAAGAGGAACACGGUGUCCAAGCAAGGCAGAGAGAACUUCAAGAUCUUAAACGGCGUGUAAGUCUCGCUUUGAUAGAAAACGAGGCUAAAGUUCCGACACCUAAGGCGCCACUACCAGCAGAUUCGAGUGAAUCUGGUAAGAUUGCAACUCAAGGUACGCCCAAUGAUGAUAGCGCGCAAAAGGAAUCUGUAUGGUCUAAACCGUUGUCGCUUUUCAAUCAAUUUGAUCAACUAAUACAGCAUGAACUUGAAAAGAAGCUUCACUGGGACGACGUUGAAGGGGGAAGCAACUCUCCACAAAAAGAUUCGGCCAGUGGAAAUAACGCCCAACCGCAAGUGCCCGAUGACGUUAUGGGCAACGUCUCUACUUCGCUAUGGAAUUUUGUCACCGACAUGAAGGCUGGCCUGCUCGGAAUAGAAGAGGAAACGACAAAUUCAAGCACAGAAUCCAAGAGACAGGAUGCAAAAGGACAGCAAGGUCCCUCGAGCAACCAUUUGAAGUUCGUAAACAGCGGCGAUAGUCAAAAAGACCAGCGGCAGGACCGGUCAUCGUCAGCAGAGGUCGAGCUGAUAGAGUUCAGGAAAGGCAGUUCCAAAUCCAGAUCCAAAUAG